This is a messenger RNA of Bursaphelenchus xylophilus (pine wood nematode), 2476 nucleotides long. The record is from the annotation of a GenBank genome assembly. Lineage: Eukaryota; Metazoa; Nematoda; Chromadorea; Rhabditida; Aphelenchoididae.
AUGAUCCCUUCAAUGAUGGGACGCGAGGGCCGGUCGGGCCAUCACCGGCAAGAGGUCCAUGAAUAUGAAAGUUCUACUGUUCAGAGCCGAAAGCCCAAAAAGGUAAGGUUUUGUCUCCUUUUUCUUGGAUUUUAGAGCACAAUGAAGGUUUCCAGAUAACUUUUGAGGUCCUGCGAUCGAUUUUUCUAGCUCUACUGUGCAUCCGUUUACUAUGUACUACCUAAAUUUCACCUUUUAGGAAGAGAAAGAGGGCUUCCUAGGAAAGUUUGGCACUCUGACCAAGAGGAAGAAGUCUGUCCCGCCAGAGGAACGUGGUCAUUCCGCUGAGAGAGAUGCCCAAUUGAGCAAGGAACAAAAAGAAGAGCAAGAAGCCGAACUCCUCGAAAAAGAAGGCAAGGAGACCAUCGAAAGCUGUUUGGUUCUCCAUCAACCCGAUCUGAAAUUGCUGGAAGAUGGUUAGUAAUUUAUUUUCUUUCUAAUUCAUUUGAUUUUUAGGAAAAAAUUGGAAGUUUUAUCCAAAAUUACCUUGUUGUAGGUCAAAGUGUCCGAGUUUUGGUUCCGGAAUCCCGCGAUGAUCCGCAAGUCAACGAAAUCGUCAACCAACUUCUCUAUUGGGUCAAUGACGAGCUGGCCGACGAAAGAAUUGUUGUGCGGAAUGUGCAGGAGGACUUUUACGACGGCCAAAUUGUCCAAAAGCUGUUGGAAAAGCUGGCCGACAUCAGAAUCGAGAUCCCCGAGGUGUCGCAAUCCGAAGCCGGCCAAAAAGAGAAGUGGAAUGUCCUCGUGGACGCGCUGAACCGCAACAUUCACGCGCAAGGCCCGGUGUCGAAACGCUGGAACGCCGAACUUAUCCAUCAGAAAGAUGUGGUCGCCAUUCUCCAACUUUUGAUCGACCUGGCUCUCCACUUCCGCGCACCGAUCCGUUUCCCCAAUAAUGUGAAUGUCCAGAUGAUUGUCUACACGAGGAAUGGACGCCAGAUUCAGAAGUCCUUCCAGACCGAGCAGCUCACCGGAAAACAAUCGGACCUUCCGCCGCCAAAGGGAGAAAGAGAUGCCUUCGAUACGCUCUUUGAUUAUGGCCCGGACAAGCUUCAGCAUGUCAAGGGAAGUCUGGUCGCCUUCUGCAACAAACAUCUGAACAAGAUCAAUUUGGAAGUCACGGAUUUGGAAACACAAUUUCAGGUGAGUGCUUGAAAUUUCGAAAUUUCAUUGCUUUUUAAUCCGUUAUUGCAAAAAAUCCGCGAUUUUUGACUAAAUUUGUAAUCUUUAGGUCUAAAGUAAGAUGAAAUGAUCUUUCACAUUCAAUUUUUGCAACCGUUCAUUUGGGGCUGAUCGGGUCGGACCAAUAUUUAUAUCCAAUGUUGCAAAAUAGUUUGACUAGCUAGCCAAAAGGGUUAUUCUGUGUUCAUUUACGCCGUAGGGUCGUUCAUGACCAAGCGCGCGACCUAGGUCGUGACCAAGAUGAAGUUGGUUGCCCAAAUUUACCCGAAAACGGUCGCAAUGCUUGACUGUGAUGGAUAGGUCGUUCAUACCUCACUAUGACGGACCCGAUCCAGUGGCAAAAAACGCAGCAUUUUCCAUCCGGGAAGUUUCAAAAAUGUGGCAAAAUACUUCCCUCUCCAAGUGAAAAAACUUCGUUUUGAAGGGUGCGCCCUUUCCUUCACAAAAAGAGUAGUUUUUCACUUGGAGAUCGAAGAAUUUUGCCACAUUUUUGAAACUUUCCGGAUGAAAAAUGCUGCGUUUUUUGACACUGGAUCAGGUCCCCCAUUGUACCUAGGUCACGAGCUUGGUGACGACAUGACCUAAAGAAAGUGCCUUGACCAUCAUAGCCAAGCAUUGAGACCGUUUUCGGGGAAAUUUGGGCAACCAUCUUGACCUUGGUCACGACCUAGGUCGCGAGCUUGGUGAUGAGCGACCCCUCCUACGGUUUGAACACAGAGUAACCCCCUUGGCUAGCUAGUCAACCAAUUUUGCAACGUUGUAUAUAAAUAUUGGCCCGACCCCAAAUGAAAGGUUGCAAAAAUUGAUUGUAAAAGAUCAUUUCAUCUUACUUUAGACCUAAAGAGUAUAAAUUUAUUGUUAGUCAAAAAUCGCGGAUUUUUUUGCAAUAAGAUUAAAAAGCAAUGAAUGCCCCGAAUGAAGGGUAGCCGAAAUUUUCUCAAUUGGACUGCCAAAGUUUCCCCUUGCCAUGUCAUCAUGGAUAAUAAAUAUAAUAAUUCCAGUUUUUUUUCAGGAUGGAGUCUUUCUAAUUCUUCUGAUGGGCCUUCUGGAAGGAUACUUUGUUCCUCUGUACAAAUUCGCCCUCCAAGUCACCUCACAUGAAGAGAAAUUGAAGAAUGUGAACUUCGCCUUCUUCCUCAUGGAGGACAGCGGAAUUCAGAAGCCGAAGACAAGACCCCACGACAUUGUAAAUGGUGAUUUAAAGUCGACUUUGAGAGUUCUUCACGCUCUCUUCACCAAGUAUAAGCACGUUUAA